Bacidia gigantensis is the source of this 1506-nucleotide messenger RNA. RefSeq lists its product as uncharacterized. The record is from RefSeq and is a predicted model, not a curated record. Gene Ontology annotation, molecular function: FAD binding. Lineage: Eukaryota; Fungi; Ascomycota; Lecanoromycetes; Lecanorales; Ramalinaceae. The coding region runs from base 1 to 1506 and encodes 501 amino acids. The transcript has 3 exons.
AUGCACAAUCCCGGCAUAUGCCUCACGGCGUUGAUGAACCUAUUCCUCCUAGCAAUAGCCUUACCCACUGAUGUUCAGGACCAGGUCGCGCAGUCGGAUGGAUCGCUUCUGUCACAGAAAAUGGUACAAUCUGUUGUAACACCUGAGUCAACAUGCUGUAAAGUACUAUCGCUGUUGUUCCGAGACAAAGUUGCCAUUAGUUCCUCAAAUCCAUACAAGCAGUCAUUGGCAUCUUAUUGGUCCGCCCAAGAGCAGGCCGUCCAACCAUCUUGUAUAUACAUUCCAAAAACUGCCAAGGACGUCGCCGCUGCAGUUUUCGUGCUGAAUAUAGCCUCAAAACUCAUCAAGGGCUGUGAAUUUGCCGUGCGAGGCGGAGGUCACACUCCUUUUGCCGGGUCCGCCAAUAUCCAAAAUGGAGUCACCAUUGAUCUGCAAUCUUUCAAGCAGCUUGACAUUUCCCAAGACCAAUCGCAAAUCAGCAUAGGGCCAGGCAACCGAUGGGAGGAUGUUUAUCUGAAGCUAGAUGCCUUGCAACUGGCCACAUCUGGUGGGCGUGUCGCUUCGAUUGUACUUGCGUCCGGCCAGAUUGUAAAUGCAAAUGCCAAGUCAUAUCCAGACCUAUUCAAGGCUCUGAAAGGAGGUUCUAACAAUUUCGGUAUCGUCACUCGCUUUGACAUGAAAGUAUUCAAGCAGGGGAAGUUUUGGGGUGGCUUUAUCGGGCAGGAUAUUUCCACUAGAGAAACACAGUUCAAGCUAUUCGAGACUUUUGCGAAAAGCAAAGGGUAUGAUCCCUAUGCCGCUUUCAUCAACAGCUAUAGCUUCAACGCACAAUCAGGCUGGUUUAUCGCCAGCAGCUUCGAGUACACGAAGCCGGAAACAAGGCCGCUGGUCUUCAAACCCUUCAUCGAUCUCCCGCAGACCUUCAACACAAUGCGUAUCUCCAAUCUUACAGACUUCACAGUCGAAUUGGAAGGGCGGAAUCUCCCAGGACAGCGGCAGCUAUUCGUCACGGGCACGUUCAAGAACAGUGCCGCUACGAUGAAGCAGUAUUUCGACUUGUCAAACCAGACGCUUCAGCCUAUCAAGGAUACUCCAGGCCUGUCUUUCAGUUUGAGCUUUCAACCACUGCCACAAGAAAUUAUAAAUAACAAGCCUCCUGGCAACACACCCAACAGCGGCAACGUCCUCGGUCUCGGUCCCGAAGACGGAGAUCUCACCAACGCACUUCUGACCGUGUCAUGGUCUGACAUUAAAGACGACGACACCAUCAAUAAGGCUGCACAGGACCUGUUCGUCAAGGUGAAUGAUGCGGCCAAGAAACUCAAUACUUUCAACCCUUACCUUUAUCUCAAUUAUGCCGCCAAAUUUCAGAAUCCGAUAGGUGGUUACGGGCAGGACAGUCUGACCUUUUUGCAGAAAGUCAGCAAGCAAUAUGAUCCUCUACAGCUGUUUCAAAACCUGGUGCCGGGUGGAUUCAAGCUUAAUGUGCCUGUGAUCGCGGCGUGA